Messenger RNA from Carassius gibelio (silver crucian carp), 1795 nucleotides. Its product is annotated as RING finger protein 223-like. NCBI's taxonomy places the organism in Eukaryota, Metazoa, Chordata, Actinopteri, Cypriniformes, Cyprinidae. The coding region runs from base 295 to 939 and encodes 214 amino acids. The transcript has 2 exons. Gene Ontology annotation, biological process: protein ubiquitination. Gene Ontology annotation, molecular function: ubiquitin protein ligase activity. The record is from RefSeq and is a predicted model, not a curated record.
GAGACUAGAUAAAUUGAGGCAGGUGAGAGUGGACACGAGACACUGAGAAGGACCGCGACAGGCACCGGCAGCCUGAGUUCAGCUCCACUUUUAACAGACUCCUAAGAGGAGGACAUUACAUUCUCAAAAGGACUGCUGACAGCUCCAGAGCUGAGAAUGCAUUUGUGUCCUUAGGGAGGCAAAGUGAUGAGAAGAUAAAAGAGGAAUCAUUGGAACAAGGAUAACACUAGAGCUCAAGUUAUCAAAACAGUGAACCCUCACGAGUAAGAGAGUGGAAGACCAUAUCCCAGUGAGAUGGAGCCGAGUCCUGUGCUGUGGCACACUCAGGUGGUCCCGCUGGAAACAGACCUGGAGAGGGUGAGCUUGCAUCCUGAGUGCUCCAUCUGCUUCAACAUCUAUGACAAUGUCUUCAAAACGCCAAAACAGUUGGACUGCACACACACCUUCUGCCUCGAGUGCCUUUCCCGCAUUAUGACCACCUCCAUGGACCCCCAAAACUCAAAAAUCUCCUGCCCCUUCUGCCGCCAUCCCACUACCAUCCCCAAAAAAGGCCCUCCGGCUUUGACCACCAGCCAGGAGGUGCUGUGUCGUCUGCCCGUCCACCAGCAGCAAGAGGAACCGGUGUGGCUGGACGGAGAGAGGCUGUGCUAUCAGCGGCCAAUAGACAUUCCAGGUGUGCCAGCGUUCUGCAUCUGUGUCAAUAUUGGGGCCAGUGGACAAAGCACUGUAUCUUCUUCCCAAACUCGACCACGACUUGGGCUUCUGGAACGACUGAUGGAUUCGAAGCGUUUAGUGAUAUUUAUAUUCCUCAUGGUGCUGCUGCUGGGGAUCGUUCUGUGGCCCCUGCAGUGCAUCGUCACGACGGGCUCCAUGCGUUGUGUGCCACAGAACUUGCAGAUGUCUACUACCACACCUUCUAUUACCACAGUCAAUGUAUAAGAUAGACAUGUCUAGAUUGUUACUGGACUUGCUAAAUCAGGAUGACCGGUGUGAGUUUACAGUACAUCCAUAACUCCCUGCAAAGCCUGCUGGGUGCUCAAGGGGUUAAGGCAAGCAGCAGGACAGCUGUAAAGACUCAAGAACUGUAUCGGAAUCAUUAUGUCACCUUACAGCACAUGUGAACAAGUGUGACAAAACUGAUCGACGGCUAAAUGUCUGCUUACAUUGAUCAAAACAACAUUUUUACAGAAUUUUUGGAGCAAUUUUGCAGGCAAAAAAGGUCCAUUGUCAGUAGUGUCAUGAUGUGAAAUGAAAGUCACAGCAGCUUUCUGUUGGUCAACAUGGCAAAUCUGCAUUACCAACAUGAACAUGAGCGAAAUCUGUUUUGAGAACCUUUUCCAGAUGAUCACACACAUUUCUAUUGAAAUUUGAGUUGACUUGAGAACAGUACAUUUAACUGCAGCUUAAUCCAAAGAAAGCAGAAUGUUUUUUUUUUUUUUUACUUGUACAUUCAUUUAUAUUUUUUUUAUUUGAUUGUAUUUCAUCCCAUGAAGUGUAUUUUGUUUACAAAAAAAAGUGAACUGUUUCUGUAAACCACACAAGGAAGUUCAAGGAAUGGUGUCACAGAAUGUUUUUCAAUUUUAAUAGGUACAAUAAUGAUAAAACAGAUUCACGUGGCCCUAAUUUAUCACUUCCUGCUCUAGGAUGGUUAAACCAACACACCUCAAAGAAUAACCGUCUGAAACACAAGCCCUGCGGUGACUGGUCCUGUGUACACGCUCACACCCACGUAAACUGAUCCUCUGAGUGUGUUUUGUGGGGAUGAAUUAUCAGUUUCCUACUUCCAGGUGUUUUC